Homarus americanus (American lobster) is the source of this 4764-nucleotide messenger RNA. RefSeq lists its product as uncharacterized. Bases 370 to 4218 code for a protein of 1282 amino acids. The transcript has 4 exons. The record is from RefSeq and is a predicted model, not a curated record. NCBI's taxonomy places the organism in Eukaryota, Metazoa, Arthropoda, Malacostraca, Decapoda, Nephropidae.
AUGAGUAGCUUUCGUUGGACUUGGAAACACUGGAGAAAUUGGUCAAUAAAGGCGCAUAAUUUGAUCAACGAAGAACAAACACGCAAAGGAAAAAGAGAAGGAACACGUGACUGGUGCUGGUCAUGUGGCACAAGGCACUGUAAGUUAUGGAGACGAAGAAGAUAUGAGUGAAAAUUAAGCCCGAAGAACAAGAAACGCAGUUCCUCCCGAGCCCUGACACAUGGGUGCUGACGCUGGCCAUCAUCACUGCUAUUACUUUGGCGUAACGAAAGACAAGUAUUACUGGUUCCUGAACUAGUGUCUUAAGAUCCAGUGAUUUUGUCAGGUAUUAUGUUGAGACCCCGAUGACAGGUUCUUCACGACCGACCCAUGGAUGUGGAGGUCGACCCGAGGAUGGAGGUCGACCAGAGGAUGGAGGUUGACUGCAUACAGGAGGGAGAUAAGGGGCUGAGACGUUUACUUCCUCUCUACCAAUUUCUGCAGAGCUCUUGCUUGAAAGCUGCUGUUGACAUCUUUGUACGUGGUUUCAAAAGUGCCCAGUAUGUUCAAGACAAUCUGAAUACACAAGUUAUGCCUGAUAUGAGACUUAUGGAUCUAUUUCAUCAGAUGAAUAAUAAAACUAAAACUAAUGACAAAAAGAAAGGAAAGAACAAGGGUGGAAAAGAUCCUCAACCACAGCAGCCUCAUAUACAGAUGAGGAAAUCAAAACAGUUCACCAAUAUUAGAGAGAAUGGUGACAUCCUAUCGCAGGUUACAGUGAAGGAUUUACUGGUGCCCAACCAUGAAAAGUGCAAAAUCCUCCAUGAGUUGGAUCUGAUUUUCAUUUUGAAUGUGAUAAUCAAUGAAAUGUUACAGUAUAAGCUCAGUGAUUCUUUGCUGGAAUCCCUAAUCCAGAUAAAAGACACUAGGACUGUCCUCUUUCAUCCACGAUAUAAUUUCAGUACGAAAAAUUUUGAUGAAUGUCUGGAGAAAUUAAAUAAAGCAAUGAAAGUCUUAUAUAAUCAUCUGGAUUACUCAAAAGAACAACUUGAAAUUGACGUGCUUCAUUGCCGCCAGGAAGCACAAAUGGACGAUCAGAUAGUCGACAAUAUUGUAGAGAAGCUCCGUUUUGAAAUCCACAAGAAGUAUGCACCGCCUCAGAACUACAUUGUCCCCAAUAUUUCUCGGAUACAAGAGCUGUCUGAGUUUGUGAUUGAAGAUCUGGUGAAAUUUAUUAAUGACCAGCGAUAUGCUGUGCCUGUUGAAAAGUCCCCCAUACUGUUGUGUGGUAAUCGAGGCACGGGAAAGUCUCUACUACUCCAGAGCUUAGCUGCUUCAUUCAGCAGGGAACCGUCAUCAGAGUUCUUGCUAAUACUACACUUAGAUGAAUGGAGCAGACAGCGGUUGUCUCAUCAAAGUAGUUGGACCAGGGAUGCCAAAACAGAAUUCUGGGACCAAAUAUUCAGGUGUGUUAAAAGCCUAGCUCCAGAAUUGGUGAGUAUCUAUGGCAUGGAUUCAAUAAAAGCAGUAAUACAGAUGCAUAUGAAUCAGGUUCUUUUUCUUAUUAACUGGGACAUUGAUAUUGUGGGUCCAAUAUGUAAAGAGAUGAGUUAUGGAACAUGGGUAGUGAAGUACCACGGCCUCCACUCUCCAUCAGUAGAUUGGCAAGUGCUUAAAGUGGAACCGUAUGGAGAAGUACAAGUGAGGGCAGCACUAAAGAGUUUAAACCUUAAAGACAGUAAAAUUGUCCUUCGUUUGUAUGAAGACUGUGAGUACAAGGAAAUCCUUACUACUUUUGACAUGAUCAAGAUUUUUAGUGAGAUGAGAAGCACUGUUACUCAUGGGACACAUUUUGAGAUUGCAGAAUUAUAUGUGAAAAAAAAGUUGAACAGUUGUGGUGAUGUAGAAUGUAUAACAAAAUUAGGAGAGAUUGCUUUCAAUGCUAUUUGUAAGAAUAAACUUGUACUGAAAGAAAGUGAUCUCUGUAAUAUUUCAAGUGAAAUUAAGGAAAAAUUUUUGGAACAUCAUGAAGAGAAGGGCACAACAUUCAUUCAUCUUAUUGCCCGGGACUUUAUGGCAGCAAAGUAUGUCAUCUCCCAGCCCACAAAGGCUUGUCAGGAAUGGCUUUGUAAUGUUCAUGUCUUCAAAGGAGUUUUCAAAUUUGUUUGUUCAAUGUGGUGUAAAGACCUUCAUUGUUUGAAAGGCAAUAUCCAUUACAUAAAAACCUAUCUGAUUAAACUGCUUGAUGUCAAGAGUCUUGCUGGAGAAGCAGCUAACAAAGAAAUUGGCAGUAAAAAGGGAAAACAAAAACCUAAAAAGAAUUUUCCUGUUUUUGUCAAUCCAUUGAAAGAUCCAUUCACAAAAUGGGGAUUCAUCUUACACCUUGAUGAUGCAUGUCAUGGGCGCAGACAAAUUUUAGAGCUGGUGGCCCAUCUCCUCUCCCAUAUUCGCUGUUGGCUAAUUAAGACUGAAAAAUGUUGGGACGAUGGAAAAUUAAGAAGAUUUGAGAAAAUUCUGAACAAUGUGGAAUUGAGGGAAGAUGAUCCAGUUACUAUUAAGCUUGAGAGUAGUACAGACACAAACAUGCUUAUUAAAAUUUGGAAUAAGAUUAAAAACAUUAAGAAAUUGUUUCACUGCUGCCAUGUUAAAUUGAUUUUGAAGUACAAUAAAACUGUCCCAUUAGUAGAUCAGGAUAAUGUUGUAAAGCUUUUUGAUGCCAUCUCCAAUGCUAAAAGUCCGGUGUACAUCACUCAUUACACCGGCCCUUUUCUCUGUUCAGAUAUCCCAGACAUUCUGAAAUGCUUUUGCUUGAGAAAACUAGUGAGGGUGAAUGUAAGUGUUUAUGAUGUAGCUUCUCUCACUGAGAUUAUGUCUUGUAAAGGAUUGGGCACUCUCAGAGACAUGUCAGUAAGAGUUGAGUUAAAGCUCUGUGAACAGCUAAAGCUCUCUGAAGAAGCUGUCCUGCCCUCACACCGCAUAGAAAUACCGGAUCAUGUCGACCUGGACCUCACCAUUAAAUAUUUUGUCAAUUUUCAGAAAUUGCUCGAUAGAUUUAAAUUCCGUCACCGCCUCUUUUCACUGAGCAUUCAUGAUGUAUUUGUUUGGAACGGAUUUAAAUUAAACUUGUCAGCCUUCAAAAACCUAAAAAAUUUAAAUAUAAGGUUUGAACCAAAUAUGGGAGAAGAAAUUGAACAAGAGAGAAAAAAGUGUGAUGUUAGAGUGGGAAUUAUGGAAACAGAGGAGCUUGACAAGGUAUCUACCAAACUACAGAUACUUCCGAGGUGCUCUUGGAUGUUUAACCUUGUUGUGUCACUGUCCCUGCCUUCCAGGUUAGAAAGACUCCUGUUGAGAAAUGUGGAAUUCUACAAUAACUCCAAUAAUUAUCUGUUGCUAAAUUUCUUUGGAAAUUAUAAAAUAGACAGACUAGUGAUAUUAGAUUCUCUGCUUUCCUUGAAAGGAGUCAAACAAGUCAUCAGUACUCAUACUGAAAUUAUUGAUGAUGACUUAGCAACAAUGACAAAAAAGUUGAGAGUAGACAGAUCAAGUAGUUGUGAAGUUCGGGAACUAAUUGCCAAGAAACCGAGGCUCACGAAAGAAGAGCGUGCCGAACGAAGGAGUAAUAAACCCCCUGGGAAAGAAAUUAUAAUAACAUCGGAGUUGUCUUUAUGUACAAAUUGUGAAAGUUUCCCCUGUUUGUGUACUGGAGUUGGCAGUGGAGACACCUUUGAAGAUCUGAUUUAUGUCAUUGAAGAUAUUUAUUUAUAUGAUAUCCUGAGCUUCACCUACACAAGUAAUAUUGUCACUGUCAGGAAGGAUAUAUGUGGAGAUUUAAGAGUCCACUGUAUCAUAUCUCAGCUGGAUGAUUCCACAGCAAGUGAGAUACACUCUUCCAAUACUUGGCUAAGUAAGCUAUUCUUGACAUUGACUCUAGCACAGUGUAUCUGCUUUGACUGUACUAAUCUGUCCUACAAAGGCGCCAUGGCAAUGGUUCAUCAUUUCAAGAACAUUAAAAGGGAUCAUAGCUCUGACGGAGUGGUUGAGCCCUUUUCUUUAACGAUAGAAUCCAUCUGCCACUCUACGACCCAUGAUCAAUUCUUAUGCCUCAUUGACUUCAUCAAAAGAGAGGAAUGUCUUGCAGUUUUCAACUUCAGGUGUAUGUGCAUAAACAAAUGCUUUAAAGUGAAGAAAACCUGUAGUGGUAUGAUAUAUCUGAAUGAUGUUGAUAAAACUGACAGAUAGAUAACAGUACAGUAUAGAAAAUGAGAAUUCUUACUUCUUUAUUUUGUACAUCACUUUAGUGUUGACAUACUGUACAUCUUACCCAUAGUUAUGUCACUGUGUUAGAUGGUCUGAUUUAAUGCACUCUCUUAAUCUUUAAAGAAGAAGAUUUGUUGUGGAGUAUAAGAAUACCAUUUUUUCUUCUGAGUUCAAGAUUUUUAAGUCAUGGUAGUGUUUUGAAAAUAAUUGGUUUUUUCAAUAUUUCAGAUGAUGGUGUCAUAACUUAAACUUUUACCAUCCUCCUUCAGUAAUGAUCUUGCUAUCAGUGUAGCCAAGAUACACAGAGUGAAAGUGGGCUCCAUAAGAAUGGCUUAAAUCCCUCAUUAUUUUCACUCUUUCUUUUUACUCCGAGGGUUUUUGGGAGUCAGGUCUUGUAGCAUAUGUCCUCUGUAUUACUGUUUGUGUGUUGUUAGUUUGAGGUGAUGAAAAAGGUGGCCAUUAUACUGACAGCUUCUUGAUGUUGUACUCUUGUUCUGCAACACUUUAGAUUUAAUUCAAAAUUUAUAU